Messenger RNA from Filobasidium floriforme, 1878 nucleotides. RefSeq lists its product as uncharacterized. The record is from RefSeq and is a predicted model, not a curated record. The transcript is spliced from 6 exons. The annotation marks the transcript as partial. Lineage: Eukaryota; Fungi; Basidiomycota; Tremellomycetes; Filobasidiales; Filobasidiaceae.
AUGCUCCUUCCAUUUGCCGACACCCCUAGGGGCAGACGAGAAUACCUUACAGAUCCCAACGCAAGAUACCGGACCGGUUCAUGGCCACCAGUGAUGGAACUGCUGCAGGUAGUGCUCCUCGACAAUCCACCACCGCUAUGCCAUGUGUGCUGGGAAUGGCAUCCAUCGACCGAGGACCAGUACAGACAUGUCGAAUGGCCUUCCUCAGCACAGGAGAGAGAAGCUCGACAGGCAUGGUUCAACAGGUCGAUCUUUGACCUGUUUGACGAUCUGUGUGAAUUCGGUGCAACCGCUAAGCAGAACGCAAAGCCAAGGUUCAAGCUGCUUUAUGCUCGCUUGCCACCCGACCCAGAUACCCUCGAUGGCGUCUGGAAGCAUUACACACCUCGCCUGUAUCGCCCGGAUCAGCCCUUUCAUGACACCAACCCCUGGUUCACCAUGACAGAACUUCAGGAUAAGAUCGGUGCAAGAUCCGGGACUGAUCUAGCCACAUUCCUGAAGCCACUGUUCAAGCAUCGAGCAGCACAAUCUGUCAGAUCAACCGGAUGCGCAGGUCCUGCUUCAACAACAGCUCAAUCAGCUGAAGCAAGUGACCCACAGGCAAAUGGCAAUCUCGAUCAAGCUAACGAGCAGGUCAAGAACACCCAGACCGCCCUUGAUCUGGCUACCAAACAGGUCAAUGAGCUUGAGACCGGUCGAGUGACAAUCAAGGCCGAACUGGACCGGGCCAUCAGCCGAGUCAGGGAACUUGAAGACGGUCAAGUGACAGUCAAGGCGGACCUAGACCGGGCCACCAGCCGAGUCAGGGAACUUGAAGAGGGUCAAGUGACAAUCAAGGCGGACCUGGACCGGGCUACCCAACAGGUCAACGAGCUCAAGGCUGGUCGAGCGACGAUCCAGGCGAGCCUAGACCAGGCUACCAGCCGAGUCAGGGAGCUUGAAGACGUUCGGUCAAACAACCUCGAUGAACGGGUCAAGGAGCUCGAGACCAGUCAAGAAAAGGUUCAGAUGGACCUAGACCACGCUUCUAAACGAGUCAAGGAACUCGAGGAGCAAAACCGGCUGCUACAGGAUGAGAAGAAGGCGGCGGCUGACACAAUUGGCAGCAUGCAGUCGGCACAGACAGGCCUCGACGCAAUUCUCAAGAAGUUUCGCUGGCCAUCCGAUGACCCUCCUGCGCUGGAACAGAAGAUACUUCGCUUCCUCAGCGAGCGGCAACAGGCACAAACCUCUGCAACCGCUCUGCACAAGCAGGUCGAGCAGCUUGAAAAAGAGCUACAAGACCAAAAGGACAAACUCCGAGCCUGUCGAGCCGAGUCCUCCAGGUUGAAGACGGAGCUUGCCAAUCCCCCUCAACCAGUACCUGCCAACAUCCCUCAACCAGUACCUGCCAACAUCUCUCAACCGGUUCCCGCCGACGCCCCUCAGCCGAUUCCCGCCGACGUCCCUCAGCCCGUUCCCGCUUUUGCGCCCCCUGUCACUGCCGAUCUUGACGACGACUUGUCCCCCGAUAAGGUCGACUAUGCCAUGCGACGUAUCGCCAAUACGGUUUCCAACAGUCUCCCUGACUUCAAGACCGGUUACAUGCAGGCAAUCGAUGCCUGCACUCAAAAACCGGUCAAUUUUCGCAAGAUAGAGCGGUUCAUCUACGAUACUGCUCGGUUCAAGGAGUACGAUCAGGAUCACGAAGUCCAGUCUCUCAUGGGGCAGUUCAGCCGCAAGGUCACGAUCAGGGAGAUUGACGACGGGCAAGAGUCCAAAGAGGCCCAAAACAACCGUGCAGACGCCGAUGAGAGUGAUGAGGAGGAGGACAGUGAUGAGGAGGAGAGUGAGGAGGAGGACAGUGAUGAGGAGGACAGGGUUAUGACAGUGUUCAGA